AUGGAACUCGCCCAUGUCAGACUGAGGAAACCUCAGACAAACAUGUCCCAAGCUGAAUUAUCAGCAAUACGCAAACUCAAAAACAACCCAUCUGUUGUUAUCAAGCCUUACGACAAAGGCCGAGGCAUUUGCAUCAUGAACCGUGAGGACUACCUAAACGUUGGUUUCAAACACCUCAGCGCCCACCACUAUGAAAAAGUGGACAGGGAUUUGACUCACGAAACCGCACUCAAGGUACACAGCGCCCUCACCGACAUGAUAAGAAACAAACACAUCGACAAACAUACCUUUGCCUAUCUUGACCCACUUGAACAACCCACGAACUGCCCUACCAGUCCCCAACCCACUUAUGUCCGUGACACCACAGACAUUUUGCGGAAACUAGAAAAGGAAACCUUCCCACAAAACUCACUCCUUGCAAGCAUCGAUGUAGUUUCCAUGUAUACCAACAUUCACCAGGCAGAAGCCAUUGAAUCGGUAUGCAAAGCCUACGAAAAAAACAACCACAACUAUGCCAUAACCAAACCCCCUUCAAAACACAUCCGCACUCUCCUGGAACUCGUUCUGGGCCGCAACUAUUUCCAGUUCGGAGGAAAAUUCUUCCCACAAAAAAUAGGAUGUGCAAUGGGAUCUGUGGCUAGUCCAGAAAUUUGCGACAUUACGUUACAUGAUUUUGAGUUACAAAUCUCAGCCCUCACAGACAGAAUCCUGUUCUGGGCAAGAUUUAGAGAUGAUAUACUUAUCGUCUACAACGGCCAACUCGAAUCCUUCACCCAAUUUGUUCACCAGUUGAAUCAAUUGCAUCCCACCCUCAAAUUCACAUUUGAGGCAUCUGAAACUUCCAUCACAUACCUGGACCUUACCAUUUUUAAAGGCCCGCGUUUCCUCUCCACGGGUACCCUAGACACACGAGUGUUCACGAAACCUACGGAAACAUAUCAGUACUUGGAAAGAACAUCAUCCCAUCCAAACCAUGUGUUCAAAGGUUUUAUCAAAGGAGAAAUCCUACGAUAUGCCAGAAACACAAACAAUGAGGACGACUUCUUACAAAAAGUACAAAGUUUCGAAGAAAAACUACUGAAAAGAGGCUACAAUCAAGCCGAUAUUCACAAGUGCAAGCAAUCCAUCGAUUUCUCACAAAGGAAAUCUAUGAUUCACACAGAACAAGUGAAAACCCAAAAAGAACUCCCCCUCGUCUUCACCACGACUUACAACCCCCAUGUAAAACACAUGGACAUCAAGCGUGCUCUCUCCAGACACUGGCAUCUUAUCUCAGGCAACCCAACUUUGAAGGAAGUUUUCCCGAAACCUCCUCUAGUUGCCUAUAAGAUAGCUGAGAACAUCAAGAAGAGACUUGUCAGAGCCAAACUCAGCCAUACGGAAGAUAACCAAUCCUCCACAACUGAGAACGAAGAUAACACACUUGAUAUCCUAAUUUCACUAUUGGAUGAACAAAUUCCAUCCGAAUGA
Molecule: messenger RNA, 1470 nt
Organism: Patiria miniata (bat star)
Lineage: Eukaryota; Metazoa; Echinodermata; Asteroidea; Valvatida; Asterinidae
Exons: 1
Coding region: 1-1470 (489 amino acids)
Source: RefSeq, a predicted model, not a curated record